Messenger RNA from Formica exsecta, 1874 nucleotides. RefSeq names its product guanine nucleotide-binding protein-like 1 (gene Ns4). The record is from RefSeq and is a predicted model, not a curated record. Lineage: Eukaryota; Metazoa; Arthropoda; Insecta; Hymenoptera; Formicidae. The transcript has 5 exons. Gene Ontology annotation, molecular function: GTPase activity; GTP binding. Bases 162 to 1874 code for a protein of 570 amino acids.
UCGCCAUGCCGCAAGUAAUAUAAUACUGGGCAUAGAGUAUAGUGGCUUUGAUCACAAAGUCAAGGCUAAUAAAUUGAUAAAUAAAUCAUAUUCGAUUAUAUUCGAUUGAUACUUAGAAUCCGAGUUGAGUGCUUGAGGAGAAGUAAAGAAGUUGCGGAAACAUGCCUCAAGGAAGGCGAAAAACUCCGUUCAGUGGAAAGGCCAAGAAGCUGCAAAUGCAGGUUAAAAAGCAACGGCAACGGACUUGGCUCGAUGAUGAUGAGGACGAGUGCUCUAGCAAUGCGAGCAAUGCAGAGUGUGGAAAACAAGUACAAAAGAUAAAUAAACAACCAAGAGAUAAAUCUUCAAGGAAUAGAUAUGCAUUACAAUUCUUUCAAGAAACCAACGAGGAAUUGCGAAAACGCAAGGAACAAGCCUUAAGAAGUAUUGAGCCCGUAAACCUCAAGGAUCAAGAAAUUUCCGACAAUUAUUUUCCACCUGGGUUUGAUAUACCAAAGCGACCUCCAUGGGAUUUUAAUAUGACGAGAGAGCAAUUAGAUAUAAGAGAACAGAGAUAUUUCACAGAAUACUUAAAGAGCAUGGAAGAAUUAGGUAACUUGAGUUACUUUGAACUGAAUUUAGAAACCUGGCGACAAUUGUGGAGAGUCUUAGAGAUGUCGGAUGUUCUGUUGAUCAUUGUUGAUAUUCGAUACACUGUUCUGAUGUUUCCUCCAUAUUUGUACCAUUAUGUGACGAACGAGUUGCAAAAAGAUAUGAUUUUGGUACUAAACAAAGUUGAUUUAGCGCCUCCAGCCUUGGUAGUAGCUUGGAAGGAAUAUUUUCGCAGUCAAUAUCCAAAAUUACAUAUUUUAAUGUUUACUUCAUAUCCUACUUACAAUCUUCGUGGUAAUACGAACAACGAGGAAGGUAUAAAGAAAAGACGUCGUAAAGGAAAAUUACGGAUGGCCGCGGAAGGAGCACAAAAGUUAUUGGAGGCUUGUAAAGACAUUGUCAGGGACAAGGUCGAUUUAAGUUCCUGGCAUGAGAAGAUUCAGGAGGAGAUGCACUCGGAGUACGAUCUAGAUGACAUAGACCAUAAAGAUAAUGUAACAAUACAGAAGGAGGAUACUACUUAUUUCAAACACGAAAAAUAUAAAAAUGGAAUUCUGACCAUUGGAUGCCUUGGAACACCAAACGUUGGAAAGUCGUCCUUAAUGAAUGCAUUGAUGGGCAAAAAAGUCGUAAGCGUGUCUCGCACACCCGGCCACACCAAACAUUUUCAAACUAUUUAUCUUACGAAGACCGUGUGCUUAUGUGAUUGCCCUGGUUUAGUCUUUCCCUCAACUGUACCAAAACAGUUGCAAAUAUUAAUGGGCUCGUUUCCGAUCGCUCAAGUCAGAGAACCGUACACGACCGUAAAGUUUCUGGCUGAAAGGAUGGAUCUACCGAAACUGUUGAGGAUUUCUCAUCCAGAGAAUGAUGAUACAUGGUCCGCUAUGGACAUCUGCGAUGGUUGGGCUAUGAAAAGGGAUUUUAUAACGGCCCGAGCGGCUAGAUUGGACACAUAUAGAGCGGCAAAUUCGUUGUUACGAAUGGCGUUAGAAGGAAAGAUUUGUUUGUACAUAUAUCCGCCAAAUUGGGCUAUUGAUAAAGAAAAAUGGGAAAAUCAUACAGAUGUUGAAAUAGUAAAAUGGAUUCAAGCUAGAAAUCAAGGAGAUGAUCGCGAUACACAAAUUGAAUAUAUAUCUUCCGAAGACGAAGAAACCUACAACGAAAAGCAAGAACAAAAAUCUUCUCGAAAUACAACGAAUAAUGGUUCAAUGGAAUCGUCGAGCGAGGAAAAUGAUAUGCCGCUUGUAGCUAACAAGUUUUCAGCGUUGUCUACAGAACAAUAA